Messenger RNA from Salvelinus namaycush (lake trout), 7692 nucleotides. It is a transcript of the gene col14a1a, whose product is annotated as collagen, type XIV, alpha 1a. Bases 222 to 6698 code for a protein of 2158 amino acids. Gene Ontology annotation, cellular component: interstitial matrix. The transcript has 48 exons. NCBI's taxonomy places the organism in Eukaryota, Metazoa, Chordata, Actinopteri, Salmoniformes, Salmonidae. Gene Ontology annotation, molecular function: protein binding. The record is from RefSeq and is a predicted model, not a curated record.
GAGAGAAGUAGAAGGGGGAUGAAUAGCCGAAGGGAUGGGUGAAUAACGACGCAAGAAACACCCACCCCCAGUUUUAGUCUGGACUGACUGACGGAAUAGUUGACUGAGAGAGGCUGAAACAAACCAGGGAGACAGACACUCUGGGGAUUGAGAGGAUUCGUGGGAAAUAGGAGCGUUUAGGAUUUGAUGAUUUGUGCAGAAGGAGCAUCACAGUUGUAAGGAUGCUGAUUGUAGGACUCCCAAUAAGGACGUGGUGUCCUCUGCUCUUCCUGGUGUUGGCUGUACAUUUCCCAGCCCCUGCCCAGGGUCAAGUUCCAGCUCCCAGAAGAUUACGUUUUAAAGUGCUGGCUACCAGCAAAUUACAUGUGUCUUGGAAAGAGCCGAAAGGGAAUGUCGACGGCUACAGAGUUUUAUACCACAGUGAACCAGGCGAAGAGAAGAAGGAGCUGCGGGUUUCGAAGGGGGAUAAUAAAGUGGUGAUACAGGACUUUGAUGCCAUGAAGGAGUACCACGUCAGGGUUCUAGCUGUGAGAGGGAACCAGCAGAGCAGAGCACUACAAGGGAAGUAUGCAGCUGAAGACCUGGAGGGUGAGGGAGGAGAGGGUGAGAGCACAAUGCCUCUGAGACUUGAUGACACCAGAGGCACUGAGGAGAUCAACGAGAUAUCUGGAGCAGAUCCUUUUGUCUGUACGACUCAGGCCAUAGCUGACAUAGUGAUCCUGGUGGAUGGAUCCUGGAGCAUCGGCAGGCUCAACUUCCGCUUGGUCCGCAUGUUCCUGGAGAACCUGGUCAGCGCUUUCAGCGUCGGGAUCGACCAGACCAGGAUAGGUCUGGCCCAGUACAGUGGGGACCCCAGGAUAGAGUGGCAUCUGAAUGCCUUCGCCACUAAAGAUGCAGUCCUGGAUGCUGUGAAGAACCUGCCUUAUAAGGGAGGCAACACACUGACAGGCCUGGCCCUGACCUAUAUCCUGGAGAACAGCUUCAAGCCCGAGUCAGGCUCCAGGAGCGGCGUACCCAAAGUCGGUAUCCUAAUCACAGAUGGGAAGUCCCAGGAUGACGUGAUCCCCCCUGCCCAGAGCCUGAGGGACGCUGGCAUCGAACUCUUCGCCAUUGGUGUAAAGAAUGCUGAUGAGAAUGAGCUGAGGGCCAUAGCUUCUGAGCCUGACAACACUCAUGUGUACAACGUGGCAGACUUCAGCAUCAUGAGCUCUAUCAUAGAGGGACUGACCCAGAUAGUCUGUGAACGGGUAGAGGAGCAGGACAAGGAGAUCAAAGGAGACUCUGCAGAACAGGAGACACAGGGGGCCCCUCAGGACCUAGUGACAUCAGAGGUGACAGCCAGGAGUUUCAGGGUGUCCUGGAGUCAGGCUCCCGGCAGUGUAGAGAAGUACCGUGUGGUGUACUACCCUGCUACCCAGGGAGGACGGCCUGAAGAGGCUGUGGUGGACGGCACAGAGAACUCUGUGGUUCUGCGGUAUCUCAACUCCUUAACAGAGUAUCAGUUAGCUGUGUUUGCUGUCUACACCAGCUCAGCUAGCGAGGCACUUCGUGGCAGCGAGACCACAUUGGCUCUCCCCAUGGUGAACGGCCUGGAGCUGUACGACGUUACCCACAACUCCAUGCGGGCGCGGUGGAGCGGUGUGCAGGGCGUCUCGGGGUACAUGGUCCUAUACGCCCCCCUGACCAAGGACCGGGCCUCAGACGAGAAAGAGAUGAAGGUGUCAGACGCAGUAACUGAUCUGCAGCUGGAGGACUUGACUCCUGCUACUGAGUACACUGUGACAGUCUACGCCAUGUAUGGAGAAGAAGCUAGCGAUCCUAUGACUAGCCAGCAGACCACCUUGCCACUGAGCCCUCCCAAGAACCUUGUGUUCUCUGAGGUGGACCACAACUCAGCCAAACUGUCGUGGGAAGCUGCCUCUAGGAAGGUGACAGGAUACCGCAUCAUGUACGUCAAGACUGACGGGCUAAAGACUGAUGAGGUGGAUGUGGGUCCAGUCACGUCCUGGACUCUGAAUGACCUGACGUCUGCAAGGGAGUAUGAGGUAGUCAUCUUUGGGAUCUACGACGAGGGCCAAUCAGAAGCCCUCUCUGGCAGCUUCACCACCGACCCUGUGCCAGGCCCUCUUGACCUCCAGGCCAGUGAGGUCACCGCAGAGAGCUUCCGAGUCAGCUGGGGUCACUCUGCUCCGGGUAUCGUCCUCUACAAACUGACCUGGGCUCCUUAUGAUGGAGGGGACACUAAGGAGAUGGUUCUAAGUGGUGAUGUGGACUCCUUCCUCCUCAGUGGACUGAGCCCUAACACGGAGUAUGAAGUGAUGCUCCAAGCCAUCUUCAGAGACCAAUCAGAGAGUGAUGCAGUGUUAGUGGUGGAGACAACACUUGCCAGGACAACAAUGGUUGCCACUACAACGCCAGUGGUGCGUCAGGCGGUGAGAGGCCUGCAGGUCCAGGAGGAGACCACCUACAGCCUGGAGGUGUCAUGGCAGCUGGAGGAUCCUAAGGUGGACCAGUACAGAGUCACCUACGUCAGCCUCACAGGAGACCGCAACGAGGAGUCAGUCCUGGUGCCUGGGCAGCAGACCACAGUCCUUCUCCAGCCUCUGCUGUCUGACACAGAGCACAAGGUGACGGUCACCCCAGUCUACACAGAUGGACAGGACGGCAUCAGUGUGUCUUCUGUGGGCAGAACAUUGCCCCUCUCGGCGCCUAGCAACCUGAGGGUGUCUGAGGAGUGGUUCAGCCGCUUCCGCAUCACCUGGGACACGCCUCCUUCUCCCACCUUGGGCUUCAGGGUAGUCUACCAACCCACCUCUGUGCCGGGGUCAGCUCUGGAGACCUUUGUGGGAGACGACGUCAACACCAUGCUGAUCCUGAACCUGCAGAGUGACACUGAGUACACUGUGAAGGUCAUCUCUUCCUACACCACGGGAUCCAGCCAACCACUCCAGGGCACCGCCAAGACAUUGUACCUGGGCGUGACCAACCUGAACACCUACCAGGUGAUGAUGUCCAGUAUGUGUGUCCAGUGGCAGCCCCAUCGUCAGGCUGACCUCUACAGGGUGGUCAUCGAGUCUCUGCUCAAUGGCCAGAAACAGGAAGUGAGGGUUGGAGGCUCUGCGUCUCGACAGUGUUUCUAUGAUCUGACCCCUAACAGCCAGUAUAAGAUCAGUGUUUCCACCCAGCUACAGGAGAUGGAGGGGCCCGCCGCCACCACCAUCACUACUACACUCCCCGCCCCCACCCAGCCACCGACACCACCCCCCACGUCACCCCCCCGGCCGACCAUACCGCCCGCCAAGGAAGUCUGUAAGGCAGCCAAAGCUGACCUGGUCUUCUUGGUGGACGGCUCUUGGAGCAUCGGAGACGACAACUUCCAGAAGAUUAUCCGCUUCCUGUACAGUACGAUGGGAGCUCUGGAUCUGAUUGGUCCUGACGGCACACAGGUUGCUAUAGCACAGUUCAGUGAUGAUGCCAGGACAGAGUUCAUGCUGAACUCAUACGCUAACAAGGAAACGCUGCUCGACGCCAUCAGGCGAAUCACAUACAAGGGAGGGAACACCAAGACAGGCCGAGCCAUUAAGCAUGUGAAGGAAUCUAUCUUCACCUCAGAGGGAGGGGUGAGGAGGGGCGUUCCUAAGGUACUGGUGGUCCUCACCGAUGGCCGUUCCCAAGACGAUGUCAACAAGGUCUCCAAGGAGAUGCAGAUGGAAGGCUACAUCAUCUUUGCCAUCGGCUUUGCUGAUGCGGACUACGGAGAGUUGGUGAACAUCGCCAGCAAACCCAGCGACAGACACGUCUUCUUUGUGGACGAUUUGGACGCUGUCAAGAAAAUUGAGGAGCAGCUGAUCACUUUUGUGUGUGAGGCUGCCACUGCCACUUGUCCAUCGGUUCUGAUGAGUGGCAACACUAUGGCAGGCUUCAGGAUGAUGGACAUGUUUGGCCUGGUAGAGAACGAGUACAGUAACGUAGAGGGAGUGUCCCUGGAACCAGGCUCCUUCAACAGCUUCUCCUGCUACAGACUGCACAAAGACGCCCUGGUCUCACAGCCCACCAAGUACCUCCACCCAGAAGGUCUGCCCUCUGACUACACCAUCACCAUCCUGUUCCGCCUGCUACCAGACACCCCCCAGGAGCCCUUUGCAUUGUGGGAGAUCCUCAACAAAGACAAUGAACCCCUGGUGGGGGUCAUCCUGGACAAUGGUGGGAAGACUCUGACAUUCUUCAACUACGACUACAAGGGAGACUUCCAGACAGUCACUUUUGACGGGCCUGACAUCAAGAAGAUGUUCUAUGGCAGUUUCCACAAGCUCCACAUGGCGAUCAGUAAGACCACAGCCAGGGUGGUGGUUGACUGUAAGGUAGUGGGAGGAAAGCCCAUCAACGCUGCUGGCAACAUCAGUAUAGACGGGGUGGAGGUACUGGGACGCAUGGUGCGAUCCAGAGGGAAGAGGGACAACUCAGCUCCGUUCCAGAUCCAGAUGUUUGACAUUAUCUGCAGCACGUCCUGGGCCAGUCGAGACAAGUGCUGUGAGCUCCCUGGACUGAGGCUGGAGGAGGACUGUCCUGCCAUGCCCCAUGCCUGUAGCUGUUCUCAGGACAGUAAAGGACCUCCCGGACCCACAGGACCUCCCGGAGGUGCUGGUAUCAGAGGGGCCAGGGGAGAUCGAGGGGAGCCAGGCAAUGUGGGGCCUCAAGGACUAGUUGGUGAUAAAGGUCCUCCAGGACCACAGGGCCCCCCUGGUCCUCAAGGGCCGAGUGGACAUUCCAUCCAGGGACCACCGGGUGGUGAUGGUGAAAAGGGAGAAAAAGGAGAUGUUGGUUUACCAGGACCUCAGGGUAUUGGUGGGUCUCCUGGCGGACCAGGAAGAGAUGGACCAGUUGGACAGAGGGGCCUGCCUGGGAAGGAUGGACCACAAGGACAGCAGGGUACUACAGGGCCCGUCGGCAGUCCUGGAGCCCCCGGGGCCCCUGGUGGAAGUGGCUCUCCUGGACCCCUGGGAGACCAGGGACCACCUGGCUCUGCUGGUACCAAAGGAGACAAGGGUGAACGGGGAGACCUCCAGUCUCAAGCUACCGUCAGGGCCUUAGCACGCCAAGUGUGUGAGCAACUGAUUCAGAGUCACCUGUCUCGCUACAGCUCCAUCCUGAACCAGAUCCCCAGCCAGUCAGUGUCUGUGAGGACUGUACCGGGACCUCCAGGAGAGCCCGGUCGCAGGGGUCUGCCAGGGCCACAGGGAGAGGGGGGGCCCACAGGCAGACCAGGGUUCCCUGGGACCAACGGACAGGAUGGACGACCGGGGGGGAGAGGUAUCCCAGGAGAGAAGGGGGAGAGGGGGAGUCAAGGUGUGGGGACACAGGGCCCCAGAGGUCCCCCAGGGCCACCAGGUCUUCUAGGAGAGGGCCGUACAGGCAGCCAAGGCCCCGCCGGUAGACCAGGCAGCCAGGGCACCCCAGGGCGACCGGGCACCCCUGGAUCCACGGGCCCUGCUGGCGCUGCUGGCUACUGCGACCAGAACUCCUGUUUGGGUUACAACGUUGGAGUACAACAACUCCCCCACACCAACUACCAAAACUAUCACCCCACUGGCCGUUAUGACCCCCGUGGAAAUUACAACAACGAUGAUGAAGACGAUGAGGAAGAUGAGGAGGAAGAGGACCCAUUCGCUGGGUAUAGAGGCUACCCCCCUCAGUACUACCAGCCCAAUUACCCUCACCCCCCUGCACGCCCUGCACCCCAAUCCCACUCCCAGGACACUGAGAUAAGGUCCCCAGGGAUAAUGAUGAGCCGUUUCUCCAGAGAUGUGGUCACACAGAGAAGAGCCACCGCUAACACAGACCAGACUGGACAGACAGGACAGACUGGACAGAGGAGCGAUGCUGCAGCAGAUACUGAAAGAGAGGUGGAGGUGAUUGGAGAAGCCCAGACUGGACAGAGGAGCGAUGCUGCAGCAGAUACUGAAAGAGAGGUGGAGGUGAUUGGAGAAGCCCAGACUGGACAGAGGAGCGAUGCUGCAGCAGAUACUGAAAGAGAGGUGGAGGUGAUUGGAGAAGCCCAGACUGGACAGAGGAGCGAUGCUGCAGCAGAUACUGAAAGAGAGGUGGAGGUGAUUGGAGAAGUCCAGACUGGACAGAGGAGCGAUGCUGCAGCAGAUACUGAAAGAGAGGUGGAGGUGAUUGGAGAAGUCCAGACUGGACAGAGGAGCGAUGCUGCAGCGGAUACUGAAAGAGAGGUGGAGGUGAUUGGAGAAGCCCAGACUGGACAGAGGAGCGAUGCUGCAGCAGAUACUGAAAGAGAGGUGGAGGUGAUUGGAGAAGCCCAGACUGGACAGAGGAGCGAUGCUGCAGCAGAUACUGAAAGAGAGGUGGAGGUGAUUGGAGAAGCCCAGACUGGACAGAGGAGCGAUGCUGCAGCAGAUACUGAAAGAGAGGUGGAGGUGAUUGGAGAAGCCCAGACUGGACAGAGGAGCGAUGCUGCAGCAGAUACUGAAAGAGAGGUGGAGGUGAUUGGAGAAGUCCAGACUGGACAGAGGAGCGAUGCUGCAGCAGAUACUGAAAGAGAGGUGGAGGUGAUUGGAGAAGUCCAGACUGGACAGAGGAGCGAUGCUGCAGCAGAUACUGAAAGAGAGGUGGAGGUGAUUGGAGAAGUCCAGACUGGACAGACAGUCCAACCACCUCUCUAUGUCCCUGUGGGUUAAUGAAGAUGCCAGGGUCUCCUGUAUGAUAGCGCUGUCAGAUUAGGAUAUCUGAAAGUGCCUGAUUUGUGUCAAUGCUGGUGUGUGGGAUGUAGGGGGACUGAGGAAGAGAAGCUAUCCCCAGUGAUGUACAUUCAAAUCACUUACCUUUGUAGUGAAGUUGCAUGCAGCCUUUGAGCCAGCGCAUUGAGAAUGACUGGACUGUGUCUUUGGGUUGAUGUGUAAUAAAUCAAACAUCUUUUUUGUAAUUUGACAUUAUGAAUGGAUGACAUUUGUACAGGCUGUCAGCUAUUUAUAACCAUGUGUCAUUUACAUUAUAGUGCUUCCAUGUUGACUUUACCCUCAAUCUUUAAGUUGUCAAGCCAGUUCUCACAAUGAUUUCUCACUAUUUGUGUACAAUGGCCUCUCUUCUUGAUUUAAUAUGAUACAUCGUGACCUCUGUUGAAGCAGCUUUCCCCCCACUGUUAUUGUACGAUGAGGAAGUUGUUUUUUUAAGCAUGCCUAAACAUUGAGGAACCAAACUUCAACCACUGUCCUAUCAAAGAAAACUACAGCUAUUGUAAGACUCUCAAGCGUUCUCGUCCAAUCGACCUGUUAUCGCAUUGUUAAUCGACAUGGACUUGGUCUUGUACGACUGGGUGUUAGUUACGCUUACUCUUGUCACAGGCAACGACAGAGAAGGUGCUAGAAGGACUUGUGAUGAGCUCCACAAAUCUGAAGCUUAAUGUUUUCCUUAUUGCCUUUCCAAUGUGUUGUUGUUAUUAUGAUGAUUAUGCAACGUGGUGCCCGUCCACUGUGAGGAGAGUGUUGAAUAUAGUUAGGCCUGUGGUCUAAUUUGUGUUUUUGGACAGAAAUGGAAUUCCGAAUGUAGAACUAACAGGUACCAGUGAAAUGUAUCAUCAGACCAGACCACCAAACGUUUGAAACUGAUUUAGGAAGUUAUUUAUUUAUACUUUAUUAUUUGUUUUAUAACCAAUAAAACUGUAAUACAACAGUG